Penicillium angulare is the source of this 1563-nucleotide messenger RNA. RefSeq names its product cytochrome P450. Bases 1 to 1563 code for a protein of 520 amino acids. Gene Ontology annotation, molecular function: monooxygenase activity; heme binding; oxidoreductase activity, acting on paired donors, with incorporation or reduction of molecular oxygen. NCBI's taxonomy places the organism in Eukaryota, Fungi, Ascomycota, Eurotiomycetes, Eurotiales, Aspergillaceae. The transcript is spliced from 2 exons. The record is from RefSeq and is a predicted model, not a curated record.
AUGGCUGUUAAUUUUGUGUUGGGCUUCCUCGCUUCCGCGGUGGUCCUACAGGUCAUUCGCUAUGUCAUCAACUCAUGGCAAGCUUCACGAAAGGCUCGAAGCCUUGGCUGUGCCAACCCGCCUCAACUUCCUAUGAAAGAUCCGAUCGGAAUUAGCACUGCGUUGGAAAUGAUCCGGGUGGCCAAGGAGCAGAUGAUCCCCAGCUUGAUUACGAGUCGUUACCAGAAAGUUAGCAAGCAAGAAGGUCGCUUUGUGACAACCAUGAGUUUCCGCAGCUUGGGAAAAAAGCACACUCAUACCGUGGAUCCCAAAAAUGUUCAGGCCGUGCUGGCUACUCAGUUCAAAGACUUUGAACUCGGUGCUCCUCGUCGACAAAGUAUACGCCCUUUCUUAGGCAGCGGAGUCUUCACCUCUGAUGGACAGGAAUGGUCUCAUUCCCGUAGUAUGCUGCGGCCGCAAUUCACCCGUGAUCAGAUCAGUCAACUGGAUCUAGAGGAGAAACAUGUGCAAAAAGCUUUUGUCGCCAUUCCUGCUGGUGGAAAUGGAUGGACCGCAGCCACUGAUAUUCAGUCAAUUUUCUUCCGCCUCACAAUGGAUUCCGCGACCGAGUUCCUCUUUGGUAAAAGUGUGGAGAGCCAGGCAGCUGCUAUGAAUGGUCUUGAAGCUGCCGGCGACAACUUUGCCGCCUAUUUCGAUAAAGCUCAGUGGACUUGCCUUCGUCGAGCCCAAUUCGAAUCUUUUUCUUUCAUGGCAAACAACAAGGAGACCCGCCAUGCGGAGAAAAUGGUCUACGAAUACGUCGACAAAAUUAUUCAAGAGCAACUUCGUGAGAUUGACAGUGAAAAGAAGGUUUCUGAUGAGGAGAAAGGAUACGUCUUCCUCGAGUCCAUUGCUUCGCAAACCCGUGAUCCACUCGAACUGCGCUCUCAACUUCUGAACAUCCUCCUGGCCGGUCGCGAUACCACUGCUUCGCUUCUCAGCUGGACCAUUCUCCUGCUUGCCCGCCACCCUGAACAAUUCAAAAAGCUCCGCCAAGUCAUCAUUGAAACCUUCGGCACAUACUCGAACCCCCAUGAUCUCACUUUCACUGCUCUCAAAUCCUGCCAGUACCUCCAGUACACCAUGAACGAGGUUCUUCGCCUUUACCCCGUGGUUCCUUUCAACCGUCGCGUCGCCGUUCGUGACACUACCAUCCCCCGCGGUGGUGGUCCUGAUGGAUUGUCCCCUGUUUUCGUUCCCAAGGGUGGCUCAGUCAUGUACAGCACUUUCGUCAUGCAGCACCGUAAGGAUAUCUGGGGUGAGGAUGUUGAGGAAUUCAAGCCUGAACGCUGGACAAACCGCAAGUCUGGCUGGGAGUAUCUUCCAUUCAAUGGUGGUCCUCGCAUCUGUAUUGGUCAGCAGUUCGCCCUUACUGAGGCUGGUUACGUGCUUGUCCGUCUCUUGCAGCGCUUCGAUCACAUCGAGGAUGUGAACAUUGAUCGUCCUGUUCGCUAUGGUCUGACCUUGACUAUGGCACCGGGAGAUUUGUUGACAGUGCGCAUGCACGAGGCCGACAAUGCUUAA